ACACUAGGCUCCCUACAGUAAAUAUUUGUGUUUGCUCAGCCGGCUGUAAUGGUGGACGACUGAAAGAGAAAAGGGAGAAAUACAAUCUCUAAAAAAUUGCAUCCCAGGCAAACACAGUGCUGCCCGUGGCUCGGACAUAAACUCCGGCAGACAUGGAUGAACUUAAACAUCAAGUGAUGAUAAACCAGUUCGUCCUGACAGCUGGAUGUGCGGCAGAUCAGGCGAAGCAGCUUUUGCAAGCGGCACAUUGGCAGUUUGAGACAGCCCUCAGUGCCUUUUUUCAAGAGACUAAUAUUCCUUACGGUCACCACCAUCAAAUGAUGUGUACUCCAGCAAACACACCAGCGACUCCCCCGAACUUCCCUGACGCUCUCACCAUGUUCUCCCGCCUCAAGGCCUCAGAAAGCUUCAACAGCAGCAGCCCUAGCAUGGCCUCUAUGGCCACCUCACCUCCUCCACCUCCUGUCAGCUGGGGCAUGACACCACCCAUGGCUGGCCAGCAGGGACUAUGGACUCAGGGGCCUCCAGCCACACAGGCCCACCCACCCCCGGGCUGGCCGUCUGCAGUCAACCAACAAGCAGCCACCGAACAGAAGGCCAGUGUGGCCAUGGAGGCCGAGAGAUGAGGAGCCGGACUGCAUGGCCCCCAGGGGUGGAUUAGGGUGGGGGUAGAACAGGGGAGGGGUGAGGCGAGGGAUGGGGAAACAAUACCAGAGAAGGGGGAGCUCGCUUUACUCUUCCACCUUUUAAGAGGUAAAGGGAGGGAUAGAGCGACACAACCAAGAAUAAACCAAGCAACAUGGACAAUUUCAAAGUGUGAGGUAGAGAAAAGCCAACAGAAAGGUAAUAAGGAAAAAAAACAGAGAAACGCACAUUGUAUUACCGAGAAAGAAAGCAACUUUCUUUUUUCCUAUUUUUUUUCUUCAAUAGAUAAAUAUGAAUGGAACUAUGAUCGUCAUGCCCAAGGAUUAUUUCUGGUAUUUCAUGAAAGAUGGACUUAUAUUCCCUAAGGCAGCAACUACUUUUGUCAUAUUUUCUUUCAAGCUUUUCAUCUGGUGUCUUUUCUGUACUCAGAUCAUUACAUGAAUUGAUGUUGCAUGAGGAUUGGAGAUAUGUUAUUGCAGUUUUUUAACUGAAUAGUAUUCAUCACAAGCGUUCAUGUGUAUGGUGUGUCGCGUUUACACACACAGGUAACAGCAAGUCGAUAGGACGUUUUCCUUUCUACAUUGGAUACUGGGACUUUUUGUACCUCACUGGUCACAUGACUUUCCUCAGCCAAUCAGGGAAUCUCACUAGUUGAAUACAGAACAUUUUUUAAAGCCGAAUUUUACAUUGGGCAUCAGCCUUGCUACUCUUCCUCAUGCAGUAACACAAUGAAUGAUGUUGUCAAAGCUCUGUUAGGCUGACUAGAUACACCUGGACUGUUUUUUUUGUUUUUGUUUUUUGUUUUGUUUUUUUUUUUUUAGCUCCCUGCAAUGACCAACAGACAUUUUGAAAUUAUGGUUGACUAUUUUAUUACUUUUUUUUUGUGGGUAGGUGGAAGGAGACGUUUUAAUUAGACUGUUGUUUCUUGGGAAGGGGCAAACUCCAACUGCUAAAAACUACACACAACCAGACUACUAAAUGACGUUUGUAAGCAGACUUGCCACUUUGCAUGAUGUAUUCAUAUAUAACUAUAUAUCAUAUUUUGUAGUUUCUUGCUUUUUUGGGGGGGAAUUCUACAUGAGCUCCUUGUUUUGCAAGCUGAUUUUUUUUUUUUUUUUUUUUUUUUUUUUUUUUUUUAGAAAUGUCUCUCUUUCCCUUCUCUGGGUGCAUUCAUUGAGAGGAGGGUUAGGGAGAGAGAGACAAAUUCUAAUUCAGGGUAGGUCUCAUCCACUUUUCUAAUGUAUGUUUAUUUAAAAAGGAUAAAAUUAGAAAAAUAUUUUAAUGUUCAUUUGAUUGUUUCUUUUAGGAUGAAAGCAACUGAGUAAUUUUCAUGAACUGAUUAUCAAUAAACCUUCUUAAAUUUGACUUUUUUUUCCCCCAUUUUCACCAGUUUUCUAAUCAAAAAUUGUCUUUUGGGAUCACAUGUUCCUUAACAGGUUUUCAUGUAAGUUUUCCCCUGUAUGACUGUAUUGAUACCAUUCCCACAAUAUUUGUGGACUACCUGAUAAUUAACUUAUCAUUGUUUGUGUUCCUAAAUAAAUAUUGUAUGUCCUAUGCUA
Molecule: messenger RNA, 2204 nt
Organism: Pygocentrus nattereri (red-bellied piranha)
Lineage: Eukaryota; Metazoa; Chordata; Actinopteri; Characiformes; Serrasalmidae
Gene: ubald1a
Product: UBA-like domain containing 1a
Exons: 3
Coding region: 153-626 (157 amino acids)
Molecular function (GO): protein binding
Source: RefSeq, a predicted model, not a curated record